UAAUCAACUGCUUGGGGAAAUGUCUAAUGCAAUCAGCAAGAAAGAUAAAAAGUAUGUAGAUAUGUUACGGGUUCUGUACAGUGAUACAGCAGAAUUCAAAGAAGAAUUGGUGAGAGCUAAAUCCGCUUUUGAUUUAUUCCAAACACUAAUAGUAGCAGGCGUUUUGAAAUCAACAGACAUUUCAGUUUUGUUUCAAACCAUUGAACUAACUGGAUUGAGAUUUUUAAAGGAGAUUAUUGAGAAGUAUCGGAAGUAUCCUGAUAAAGUCGAGAUCACACUGUUUUCAGCAUAUCGUCAGCAUGUUGUUGCUUGGGGAAAAAAUGUUUUAUGUGAAGUUCUCCAGAAUGUUCGACAGAGGUACGAAAUUCCAGUCAACAUCUCUACAAAUCCAUGGAAAGUAAUUACAUAUCUUGAAAAUAAGGAUAUUAUUUCAGAAGACAAGUGGUCAUCAUUUCUAAUGAAUGUGAAAAGUUCUGAUAAUGAAGAAGCAUCAACAUCAAAAAAACAAAAGUUAAAUGAAGGUAAAUCAGGACUAUCUAAACAACCAAAACGACAAAGGAUAGAUAAAGACUCAGUCAUCAGAGAAUAUUUUUUAGAAGAGCAGAAAAAGUUUCUCAAAGAAAAAAAUUACUACUGUCCUCCAACGUACAUUGACGAUACAAUAGAUAUUGAUGGUUUGUUUACUGACCUGGAACUGGUUAAGAGAGAUGGUAGAGGUAAAAGAGUGGAUGCAGUGUCAGCAUCAUUGGAAGAGAUCCUGAAUCUUAUCAGUUCAAAAGAUUCAUGUAAAGUAUUGAUUGAAGGAGAGGGAGGGAUGGGGAAAACCACCCUUCUUAGAUAUAUAUCUUACCGAUGGGCAAAUAAGAAAGACAAUACUUUUUUGAGGGAAAUUGUGUUUCUUAUUAAUAUUAGGGAUAUAAAACCAAAUGAAGAUGUUAUAAAUGUUAUUAGCAGAAUUCAUGUGGAAAACUUCAAACGCAGAAAAAAAAUGGAAAUAACAAGUGCUGAGUUGGGUAGUUUUAUAACAAACCAUGAUAAUGAGAUUGUUCUGUUGUUAGAUGGAUUGGAUGAAUUGAAUUCUGAAGCUACACGGCCAAUUAAUAUAUUCGAAAAUCAGAACUUCAGCAAAGUGCUUCUAACAUCUCGCCCUGGAAAUAUUUCUGACUUUGCUAACAAGUGUAAUGUUUAUGUGAAGGUUUUAGGAUUUAACUCAAACAGCAUAAAACAAUUCAUUGACAAUUUCUUUAUUCGUGACCCUGAUUCUGGCAAAUCACUGAGAACAUAUUUGUAUAAAUAUGAAAAAGAUGAUGAUGAUGAUAACUAUAGUCAAUUAUAUGACUUGUGUCGUUCACCAAUGCUACUGCUCUCAAUAUGUACAAUAUGGAAGGAAAAGAAAUGCCUUCCACAAAAUCUUGCCAGCCUAUUUGAGGAAUUGUUUUAUUGCAUUUUAAAUCAAUACAACAAAAAAAACCAUGUAAGAAAGCUUUCUAAUUUUGCCAAAAUUCGACAGUAUAAAAAGUAUGAAAAGUAUGAAAAGUGUUUUUCCAUUCUUGGAAAAUGUAUGUAUGAAAGCUUAAAAGAAAACAAGCUUUCAAUAGAGUUUGAUGACUUAAGUAAAUACAAUUCGAAUGAAGACGAAAACUGCUUUGCACUAGCAAUUGGAAUACUUUAUAAAGAGCUACCAAAAGGUGCGCAAGACUUUUCAGAUGUUUAUACAGCUCCUCAUAAAUUGAUAGCUGAAUCAUUGGCGGGACUCUACAUUUGUUGGCAAUGUCAAAAAUGCGCCAGUUUCUUAUCUGAAGAAUGGGAUACAAUAAGUACUAAUAAAUAUUUGCAUAUGACACGCAUCUUUGCCAUUAGCUUUCUUGGUGCUCAUGCUGAUAAAUUGUUGCAACAUUGGAUCACAAAUGAUGCCAUGGAUUAUCGUUCCCUUAUGAAAUACUUAAUGAGUUUAGAAAUAGAGCAGCAACCGACUGUAGUACAAAAUCUGGAUACUUGCAUAUCUGAAAAGGACCUUGCAAUUAGGCAACAAUUUCCAAGUAUUUGCAAUAGCCUCAGAAUGUUUGUGCUUCAUUGUAAUCCUGAUAUUAAAAUCAAUAAUAAUUACUCUUUGAUUCAACACGUAAGAGAAGUACUCUUGCUGGAAAAGAAAUUGGGUUCAAGCGUAUUUACAAAGUCGGUAGAUGGAUGGAUUAAUGCUAAAUCAUCAGUAGAAAAUCCAGUGCAUAAAUUGUUAAGUCACUUGAUGUUUGCUGCCAAAGAUCAAAGAUGUAUCACCGCAACAAAAGCUUUUUUAUUUGGUAGUGAUACUUUUUUUGAGAAUAUUUCUACUGAUUUUGGAAAUCUGAAUUUAGUUUAUGAUGAUAAGUUAGAAUUUAACUUUAACAAUAAUUAUAUCAAGAGUAGGUUCUUAAUAGUUCAUUUACUAAAUUUUGUACCAAAAAAUUUAUACUUGAACUUGGAUAAUUGCUCGUUAUCAGGUACGUUUAUUAACAGUGUAUUCAGUAAGUGUUACAGUAACCUUGUCAUUCUUGAUCUUUCAAGGAAUAACCUUACUGAUAUUGAAGGAUUCUUGAAUAAUGUGCCAAAUCUGUUUUCUCUGAAAAUGGAAGAAUGUAGUUUAUCAGGUACAGAAUUAGCAAAAAUGGUCCGCAGUCUGAAUAUGUCAACUGUACCAUUAGAGAUUUUUGAACUGAAAGACAACAUAUUUGAUGACAUAGAAGGAACACUGUUAAGUACUCUACUAGUUAAUGCUCCAGAACUAGAUAUACUUGAUGUGACAAAUUGUGAAUUAUCAUCUGUUGUUAUAAAUGACAUGGUCAGUGAUUUAAAAAAAAAUCAUAGAAGUUUGGCCUUGACAGAAUUUCUCAUCAGUGGGAAUGAUCUAAAUGAUAUUGAUGGGCAUACAUUAUCUGAUCUAUUGUCAAUUGCUCCAAACCUUAAAGAACUUAAUCUGAAUUCCUGUAACCUUGUGGGUACAAUUGUAAACAACAUGUUCGAGAAUUGUCCAUUACAUAAUAAAUUACAUCGUCUUGAUGUUGAUAAUAACAAUCUGAGUGACAUUAAUAAAUUAUCACUUGUUCAAAUUAGAAGGAAAUGUCCAAACUUAGUCUACCUUAAUAUGGGAUCUUGCCAGCUUAAAGAAACCGUCGUUAGGGAUAUGAUGAAUGAAUAUCGUGACACAUCGGAUGUGAGUUGGGAAUGGAGUAGGCUUGAUCUCCAGUGCAAUGAUCUCCAUGACAUUGGUGAUGCAACUAUUUAUGCGCUACUUAAAGUAAAAGCUUUGUUUGAUUUGUUUGAUUGUAUAUCCACUGUAGAUCAAUUGGAUGCUGUUGUUGAUAAAUGUGUCAAGGAGAACAUUGUGCUAGAAUGUACUCAACUUAGCAAUAGAAGAAUCAGUCAGCUUAGAUGUAUAUCAGGAGCAAUGUUAGGAAAUGUGUUGAAAAUUGCACCUAAGCUAAAAUGUUUGACAUUGUCAAGUUGUAGUUUAUCAGGUGAUAGUAUUAAAGAGAUGUUCAGCAAUUGCAACAUAUUGGAAUUAGAAGAGCUGUAUCUGGCAAAUAAUCAUCUCCAUAAUAUGGAGGGAGAAACGUUAAUUGAUUUAUUCACUAAGGCUCCAAAACUUUGUGUGCUUGAUAUGACAGGUUGUCAGUUGUCAUCCAUUGCUGUUUCUGAAAUGAUCAGUUAUUUUAAAGAAAAUGAUAAAAAAUUGAUGCUGGAAGAAAUCGAUAUUGAUAUUGACAGAAAUGUGUUGUCUGAGUUAUUGUCAGUUGCUCCAAACCUGAGAUCCAGAGCUGAAUAUGAGUGAUAUUGAUAUGCAAGACUGAAUUCUUGUGGGAAUUGAGUUAAAAUUGUCUAGUACUGUACAUAAUAAAUUCAUAAUCUUAAUAGUUGUGCGAUAUUGAUAAUUAUCACUUAUUUCUAAACUUGCAAGCUUAAUCAUCCGUUGGGUGGUUGAAGGAUAUGUCAAAUUAACCUUAUUUACUUCCUUUUAACAAAAUACAAUUACAACAUAAUUAUAUAUAUAUAUAUAUAUAUAUAUAUAUAUAUAUAUAGUAGUUUAGCAUACCAUAACUAUCCAUGAUAAAGUCCAACAGUUGACCAUUGUAUUAUAAUGUAUGUCCAUCAUUAACAUUAGUGACAACCUGUUUGACAGAUGCACAAAGACCUCCCUAUAGUGUAAUUUAUGUUAGUUCCUACCAACCUCUCUUCCUGUCCAUGCGCUGGAAUGUGACCGUCACC
Anneissia japonica is the source of this 4242-nucleotide messenger RNA. Its product is annotated as NLR family CARD domain-containing protein 4-like. The transcript is spliced from 4 exons. Gene Ontology annotation, molecular function: protein binding. The record is from RefSeq and is a predicted model, not a curated record. The coding region runs from base 20 to 3808 and encodes 1262 amino acids. NCBI's taxonomy places the organism in Eukaryota, Metazoa, Echinodermata, Crinoidea, Comatulida, Comatulidae.